This is a messenger RNA of Aspergillus puulaauensis, 2352 nucleotides long. RefSeq lists its product as uncharacterized. The transcript is spliced from 8 exons. Lineage: Eukaryota; Fungi; Ascomycota; Eurotiomycetes; Eurotiales; Aspergillaceae. The record is from RefSeq and is a predicted model, not a curated record. Bases 1 to 2352 code for a protein of 783 amino acids.
AUGGCCGAAACAUCAAAUGAACGCCUCAACAGGCUGCAAGAGGCGGACCUAGGGACGGCUCGAAGAGAAUAUAUUUCGACCGUCGAUCGUGGGUUCAAUAACAUGCGAGUCCAGGCCAUCGAGGCCUCUCGGAAGUCCAACGUACAGGGAUCGAAAGAGCAACGAGUCGCUGAAGCCAACAAAUCCCGACUAGAGGGUUGGGCUAAUGUGCACAAGAAAAUCGGUGACACGGCGGAUCUAGAGGACCUUGAUCACCUUUUGAAUGGACAAAGCCACCGUUUACGGCUCGACAGCAUGAUACGUGGGGGCAGUGUACAGCAAUUCGGACAUACGUCUCAGGUUAAUUCGUCUAGGUCGGUAUCAGCAGCAGCAGCAGGACCGCGUGCUGCUCCGUUGAACCAGCGCCCUACCAGGGCCUCUUCAAUGGCUAUGAAAUCCUUGCCUAACCCACCUGGAAACUGCAGUGGGCUAGAUCCGGCACUUAAUAGAAAUAACCCUUCCAGUAACACCGCCGUAUGGAAGAAGAAACCAGCAGGCAGAUCCGCGAGCAGUGCGCAAAAUGCUCCACUAACUAGAAUUAGACGGCCUCUUAAUUUCCCCCCACGAGCUAUUUCCAGCCCUGAAGAUUUCCUCGCCGUCGCUCGCAUGGUCACCGCAAAUCAAAGAGCAGGUAAACCACCGACUGAAAUACCGAAAGCUCAGGGUCCCGCAGAUGCAGAAGUUCAUCGUAAAGGCGAUUUGUCUCUCACCCCAGAAACGCCGUCUAAGCCUAAUCAUCAAAAGUCGCCAAUUGGUGGAGUGCCGUUAAGCCAAAAAGUCACAUCUCAGCGCGCAGUUUCUCCCACGCCAGUGAACGAGGUCGAGUCGUCUGAUAAUAGCUUGAGUUCGGACUCAACGAACCUAGACUCGCCUGAAGAAACGUCUCAGGUGCCACCAGUUGGUACAACUGACCAAGCAAAAGAAGAAGGAAGACUCGAUACAAGACUACAAGACUCAAGCGCCAAUCAGACCCUCGUCCAAGCACAGCGCCCUCAGAAGGCUGUCGGGAUGCUCCUGGAUUUGAGCUUUGCAACAUCAAUAGAAUCUGGACCGGAGCCUGGAAUGAGCCCAGCUCUGGAAGAAUUGAAAGGGCUGGAGUUCACAAAAUCUCUCGAGGCAAAGGAUCCGCCUUUUACUCUUGCAGGUGUCAACAGGAAGCUCGACUUUGGCGGAGUUUUACCCAAAGAGCAGAAGUCAAAUGAGCUGAGUGAUAUAGAAGCAACCACUGACCUCGAGGAUGACGAGGAAACCGCUGCAGAGUACCAACGCGAGAUCGAUUUAAUCUGCGAUCUCUUAGCAGGCUCUUUCUCCGAUACAUUUUUGUCUAAGAUGACUGAAUGUAAAAAAGAAUUGGAGACCAGGCUCGAACUAGGUCGAACCCCGAAGUUAAGGACAACGGCACGAAGCGAGAAGUUUUUCACCCCCCCAACUAUUCCUGAAUCCAAGGAACUCGGAGCUGCUGUUUCUGUAGCCGCUGAAGUUACACCGACGCAUAGUCGCAAGACAUCAGAGGCUCGGAUCACAACUCCUACAUCGCAAUCUCGUUUGAACGCGGCAGCACCAAAAUUCAUGCCAAAGGCAUUCACGGAGUACCGGUCAUUGUCAAAUGCCACCACCGAUUCAUCCACGAGUUUCCAGCCCACGCCCACGAAGGCUAUCACCGAGCCCCAAUCAGAUUGUGCAUCGAGCGAAUUAACAAUUGUUCCGGCGAAGGCAGAUAAACCCCCAGUGGGGACUCGUGCUGAGUCCAUCUCACCUGAAUUCCCAACAACCAUUCAGCGAGCUUCCAGUGGUACCCUACUUGGGGAUCAUCUACUACCUGGGGCCAGUACUAGGAAGGCAGAGCAACCUCACCUCUUCGGUGACCACUUACUUCCUGGACGUCGUGUAUUUCCCUCUCUAUUUGUGCCAUCGUCUACCGUUCCAGUAUCCGGACCCACCCUGGCUCAAGCGGCUGCCCCUGAUUUCGGUCCUAUUACAUUCUCCUCCACUUCUGUUCCCCGGCCAUUGAAGAUUGUUGAUCCAAACGCUCAAGUAGCUAGCAAGCCAGCGCCUGCAAAAGGUUCUUCACUCACACCGGAUGCACCGCACUUCGAGCCGCUGAACAAAGCUGCCAGCAUUAAAACCUCAAAUGCGCCGACCCCCAGUACUACAGCUAAUGUCGCAGUUAAGACUGCUAGAAAAACAACCUCAAUGAUGGAGUCCAUCUAUGCACCGAAGCCGAAAGCAGACUCAAGCUCCACGGGUCCAAAGAAACUUCCAGUUGGCCAAGGACUUUCGGCCUCACGGUAUUCUGAUCCCAAAUGGAUUUAG